AUGCAUGCUGUCCUGAUCUCGAUUGUGGCACUGUCACUGCAGACUCUUGCCCUGCCGGUGGAUGGUCCAGGUCCUGCGCAGACGGGCGUCGUGCACCUCCCACUCACAGCCACUCCCCUCCACUCAACGGGCCGAUUCAAGAAACGAUUUCGCUUCUCCGUGCCGACGGUCAACGACGUGCUCUACACUGUCUCCGUGGCCGUCGGUACGCCGGGCACGCACCUCAGACUCGCAUUCAGCCUCACCUCACCCUCCACAUGGAUCAAUCCCAACUGCAGCAACGUCGACCAACUCGAACACCGGAAGCUAUGCCGGACGAGCGGCUACUUCUAUCAGCAGAUGAGCAAGACUUUCUACGGCACGGAUAAGACGAGGCACGACUUCGGAAUGGGCCCUGGCGAGUUGCAGAUGGCGCUUGACAGCGUUACUUUGGGCUUCGAGCGACAAUUGAUCGGCGUGGGAAGCAACACCACUCAUGUCGCACUUGGGGUGCUUGGUACCGCGAUGGGGCCCUCGUCUGCGGGCGAGGACAAUGUGUCGAUCGUGGAGACUCUUCGCAGGCAAGGCGUUACCAAAAGAAGCGCUUUCAGCCUAGACAUCAGAGGCACCGACAACGAUGGAGGCUCAGUUCUCUUUGGCGGCAUUGACACCCAGAAGUUCUCGGGCCCUCUUGUGGAGCGCCAGAUGGCCUUGCAUCCGAUCAUGCAGGCUAGUCUGAAGUCACCGGGUGAAGCCCUCGAUGACAGGAGGAUAUCUGGCGCUGAGCCGUCCACCGUCGUCGUUAGCUUUGACAAGCUUGUUAUAACAGCAGCAGACGGGACCAUUCUCCCAGCGACGGAAGGAAAGCAGCUAUUAGCCAGUCUCGACAGCAGCUAUACCAUAUCCUACCUACCAGCGCCCGUGGCCGAGCGCAUCACCGCAAGAUUUCCUUCCGCCCAGCGACACGAGUCUGCGGCGAGGGACGGUUCAGUCUACUAUACCGUAGACUGCGACACCGCGCAGUUGAAGGGAUCCCUGGACUUUGUCCUCGGAGACACCACCAUCAAGCUGCCGUUCGAAGACCUGGUCGGAUCCAAAGUCAACAGCGAGAGCUGCUUCUUGGGUGUGGCGUCUCAACCGACCGACUUGGGAAACCAGGCCAUCCUGGGCGCCAACUUCCUGAAGCGCGUUUACGCCGUGUUUGACUGGCAGGACUACAAAGUCUACCUUGCAAACGCUGAAGACUGCGGGUCCAACGUUCGGACGCUCGAUCAAUCGACCUCUAUCGGGACUUUGGUUGGGGAAUGCGGCGACCGCCGCCUCGAACUGCGUCACGCGGUUUGA
Purpureocillium lilacinum is the source of this 1323-nucleotide messenger RNA. The record is from RefSeq and is a predicted model, not a curated record. Lineage: Eukaryota; Fungi; Ascomycota; Sordariomycetes; Hypocreales; Ophiocordycipitaceae.